AUGUCCGGUCGCAGUUUCCACGGUACGUACGAAGAAGAGCGCCGCUACUUCAUGACCACACUGCACGCUCAGAUUGACAUUCUCAAGGACAACUACAAGGGAAGCCGACAUAUGGUUAUCAAGUCUUUGAAUCUUCUCCUUCUGCGAGUCGAAGGUCUGCGAAUGUCCGGACAAGCUCAUUUUGACCAUGAUAACUCUAGUUGGACAGUCAAAUGUAACAGGCUCUAUGAACGGGUGCAGUAUUUCAGGGAUACUCUUGUCAAGGACCGGAACAGCACCCGAAAAGUUGCCAAUGAAAUCGAGAGUAUGAUGAUAUUUUUGGACUUUUGUGUCCCCGCGGAUAUUCAAUACAGGAUUAUGCCAGAUCGAGGGGAUCGAAGUGGUGCCCCAUCGCCCGAGCCUAUGUGUUGA
Penicillium roqueforti is the source of this 411-nucleotide messenger RNA. RefSeq lists its product as uncharacterized. The transcript has a single exon. The coding region runs from base 1 to 411 and encodes 136 amino acids. The record is from RefSeq and is a predicted model, not a curated record. Lineage: Eukaryota; Fungi; Ascomycota; Eurotiomycetes; Eurotiales; Aspergillaceae.